AUGUUUCUGAAAGAAGUUUCAUUGAAUUGUUUCAUGAAUAACUUUAAACAAAUUCAACAAUAUUCAAUGUUUCUAUAUCUAUAUCUAUUUGUAAUUAUUAUUCAAUUUCAUAUCUCUAAUAUAAAUGGACAAAAUAUAUUAAAAUAUGAACCAAAUAUUAAAUGGAAAACUAAUAAACAAUUAAUAAAUAAUAAUAAUAAUAAUAAUAAUAAUAAUAAUAAUCAUGAAUAUUAUGCAACAGAAAUUGUGAAAAAAUCAAAAAUGGUACCAUUAUCAAUUGAACAAAAUGUUCUAGAAAAUUCUAAAACAUUUGAUUGGUUUAAAAAUAGAUCAAUGAAAAAAAUAUAUAAAACAAAUCAUCAUCAUAAUAAUAAAGAAAUAGGGAAUAUAAAUAUCACACAAACAAUAAAGCUUGAACGGAAUAACAAUAAUAAUGUUAUUAAUGGUAAAUUAGACCAUCAGAAUUCAGAACAAAGAUUACGGAGUGUAAGUUAUCGGAAUAGAAGUGUUUCGGACGUGCACAAUAAUACUGAUACUACAAAUGAUCCACUUAUAUUUAUUAAUGUCAGUAAACUACUUGAACGAGAAAAACGCCAUGUUCCUUCAGUGGCACAUUACAUUCUUUCGCCGUUAGUAGCGAAUCGAAAGAAAGAUCAUUAUAAUUAUGUCUCAUUGACAUCGUCAUCAUCUUCAACAUCAUCCUUACCAUUAACUUAUGGUUCACAGAAUUCACGAAAAGAAAAGUCAACUAAAUUUGGAAUAUCAGUAAGGCCUAGAAAGCUGACAAGUCAAUCAUUUAUCGCAUACAAUGUUGAAAAUGAUAUUUUUAACUUUGUAUUUCAAUUUGUACGAUAUAAUCGAACUUCAGUAGAUUUGAUUACGGCAUUCAAUUUGAUACGUGAAUGGGAACGUUUCAAAUUAGUACAACAAGUACAAAUUCAAAGAGAGCAAAAAUUAAAAAUGUUACGUCAUAAACAAGAGCAUAGACGUCUUGAUGAAUAUCAUCGUUAUCUACGGCAUUUUUCAACGAUGCUUACCAAUGAAAAAGCGAAACAAUUUAAAAAAGCACAAAAUUUUUAUGACUUCAAAAAAAUUAUCAUCGGUACUAAAGGUGUUAAAACAGAUUUGAAAUAUAAUGAAAAAACGAUUAAUUCACGUUUAGAUUCACAAUCAUUAACAGAACGACAAAAAAUUCAUGAAUCAUUAUCAUCUUCAAAUUUAAAUGAUAUACAGUUUUCUGGUGGAAUUGGUGGAGGAAUAUUUGCGGAUAGUUUACGACUACGAAAGAUAAGUAAUCGUGAAGGUCGUGCAAUUGUACCUGACAGUAGUAAUAAUAAUAAACAAAGUCCAUUGAAAAUAAAUUUAGCAACAGAAUUUUCACAUAUCUUGAGUAAAACUAAUGAACAAUUAUCAAAAGAUCUACAAUCCGAUGAAGUGAAAAUCGAUUCUGGGGGAUAUCCCAAUGAAGAGUCAUAUUCAGAAGAUGAAUUAAGACGAGCUUUUGAAAAUUAUCAAGAAUUCAAAAUGAUAUCUUGCCAACCACAGAAUCGAACAUUAUGUACAGAAGCACUUCUUCGUCUUAAUCAUGAUCACCAGCAACAACACCAAGAACCAAAUCAUGACCAUCAUCAUCAUCAUACAGCUCUUAUUAUACCACGUGGUAUACACAUUCAAAGAUGUGGUCAACAAGAAAUUUCACGUUGUAAUCAUUAUACAAACUCAUUUUCAAAUUAUGAUGAAGAAUAUGAUUAUGAGCGAUCAGAAUUCACACCGCUUUCAUCAUCUUCUUCUAACAGUCAUGUAAAUUAUGAUGACCAAUAUUUAGAUAUAUUAAAUGAUCGAAAUCAGUAUACAUCUUGUAAUUGUGAAACACUUGAAGAGGAAUGUUUACCUAUAAAGGUUUCAUUAAAAACAUUUGCAGUUGCUGUGAUGCAAAUUGUACCGUUUGGAAAUUUCACUCAUUCAACCGAACUGAUUGCAUUAACAAAUCAUUUACAGUGUGGAUGUCAACCACGCUGCAGUAAUCGACUAUGUAUUGCUCCACUGAAAUUUAUUAUGCACACAUUUUCAGAUUGUGCAUGUGUAUGUCAACCGAAUGAUAAACGAUGUUUUGAAUUGUUGGAAGGGAAACGUCAAUUCACGGCUGAAGAAAUUCCAUUACCACUGAAUGGUUCUUACAUCUUACCACCUUGUCGUUAUGGUGUAAUGGAUGAUUUACACUUAUAUCAUAGACAUUGCCCCGGACCAACUAGAAAUACGCUUCCAAUUAAACAAUAUGACAACAUAAAAUGAAACUAAUGGGAAACUUAUUUCUCUCACCUACCAGUAGCCAGGUGUCAAAUAGUUUAACAAUUAUAUAUGGCUUUUAGUAAGUAAGCCACGGAAAUGGAGUAUAACUAGGCAAAAUCGUGCAAUCUAUCAUAUUCUUUUUCAGUUGUCUUCUGUAUUUUCAUUGAUCUUACAGUUACCACUCUGAUUUAUACACGCAUACAUACAAAUUAGACAUCAAUACAAACAUACGAUAUCCGUCAUUGUCUCUAUUGUAAAUCGAAAACUUUGCUUAACCAUAAAAAUCUCAAUCACUCUUUAAAUGUAUAUAGUACCAAUUAUCUAUAUUCUAUUGAAUGAAUUUCUGAUAACUAAAUUUAUUUCUAGUAUACUCUCGUUGGGACUAACCGCAAUAAUGUUUGAUAUGAAAGAUAAAGAGUUAUUUAUACUGUCUUA
This is a messenger RNA of Schistosoma guineensis, 2724 nucleotides long. The record is from the annotation of a GenBank genome assembly. NCBI's taxonomy places the organism in Eukaryota, Metazoa, Platyhelminthes, Trematoda, Strigeidida, Schistosomatidae.